Messenger RNA from Pelodiscus sinensis (Chinese soft-shelled turtle), 1597 nucleotides. RefSeq names its product RAS like estrogen regulated growth inhibitor (gene RERG). Lineage: Eukaryota; Metazoa; Chordata; Testudines; Trionychidae. The record is from RefSeq and is a predicted model, not a curated record. Gene Ontology annotation, molecular function: GTP binding; GTPase activity.
UUAGGGAAGCCAGAGGUUACCUGUUGCACUGUAUGUGGCAGCCGUGGGCGUGGAGCCGCGAUCUGCAGUGAUUGCAGGGCAAGUCUUGAUAUGAUCAUCCCAUAUGGAAAGCCACACACUUGCAAGCAUGAGGGGCUGGCGGUCAGAAGACUAGAGAGAAUCAAAGUAUCCCGUUAGAUCACCCUGCAGUUCUAUGCCUCUCAGCUCUUUUGCUGUGUCUACGCGGAGGGGGGAUCUACAGAAAACAGUUCUGUACAGAACUCACAAUGACGUGGUGAAGCUGAAGACAGGACCUGGGAACCAUCUGUCUGCUCAAGUUUGGGCAAUCCAGUGAAUCCUCCGUCAUUCCGUUUUCCUACCAUGGCUAAAAGUGCGGAAGUGAAGCUGGCGAUCUUUGGUCGAGCUGGCGUAGGGAAGUCAGCUCUCGUCGUGCGCUUCCUGACCAGACGGUUCAUCUGGGAGUAUGACCCCACUCUAGAGUCUACCUAUCGCCAUCAGGCAACUAUCGAUGAUGAAGUUGUUUCCAUGGAGAUACUAGACACAGCUGGUCAGGAGGAUGCUAUUCAGAAGGAAGGACACGUACGAUGGGGUGAAGGCUUUGUGCUAGUCUAUGACAUCACCGACAGGGGCAGCUUUGAGGAAGUGCUGCCACUUAAGAACUUGCUGGAUGAAGUUAAAAAACCCAAGAAUGUUACUCUGAUCCUAGUGGGGAACAAAGCAGACCUGGACCACUCCAGGCAAGUCAGCACAGAGGAAGGAGAAAAGCUAGCCACAGAACUGGCAUGCGCGUUUUAUGAGUGCUCUGCUUGUACAGGUGAAGGCAACAUCAUGGAGGCCUUCUACGAGCUGUGCCGUGAGGUACGGCGUCGUAAGAUGGUCCAGGGCAAGACUCGAAGACGGAGCUCCACCACCCACGUCAAGCAGGCAAUUAACAAGAUGCUCACCAAAAUCAGCAGCUAAAAGAAUUGUAACAAAGUAGAAAACCGCUGUAGAGCAGGUUACCGGUAGUUUGGGGUAAGGAAGGUCAAAGCUUUAUUUAAAAAAAAAAAUCACUUCAUCCUUUUUGAGUAUAUAGAGCAGAUUCUGGUCUACUUGAUUUAAAUGGUUUUAGAGUGGUAGUGUGCCCCACACCAUUUCUGUCCAGCAUCAGAGACAGGAUGUCCAAAGAAUUGGAAGACUCAAGGGUCUGGUAAUGAGACAGCUUCUCAGUUCCUGGUUUCAAUGCAGCCCUGACUGACGAUAAUUGAAAAUCAUUAUCUUCUGGUGGCUGCUCAGAGGCCUAUGAGUCUCGGUCCAGAAACAAGUGAUAUCCUCAGCAGAGGCAGCAAGAACUGAAUCACCUGAGACACUGCUUUAUUUACUCUCCAAAAUUGUUAAUCUGGCACCUUUCACUAGCACUACAUUUACACCUAAUUGCUUUUAUUAUGACCCAUCCUUUCUUGUAUUAUUUUUCCAGCUCAAUACUAGUGCCUAUAUUCUUAGGUAUGUAUUUAAUCUAGGGAGAUAUUGCAUGCCGGUAGAGAUUUCGACCAGAGAUGGGUGAAUUUUGACAGGUCUGAAGGACCUAAAUAUGGCUGUAUUUCCAGGUGUCUCAGAU